Messenger RNA from Phytophthora sojae, 1599 nucleotides. RefSeq lists its product as hypothetical. Gene Ontology annotation, molecular function: xenobiotic transmembrane transporter activity; antiporter activity. The transcript has 3 exons. The coding region runs from base 1 to 1599 and encodes 532 amino acids. The record is from RefSeq and is a predicted model, not a curated record. NCBI's taxonomy places the organism in Eukaryota, Oomycota, Peronosporomycetes, Peronosporales, Peronosporaceae. Gene Ontology annotation, cellular component: membrane. Gene Ontology annotation, biological process: xenobiotic detoxification by transmembrane export across the plasma membrane.
AUGGGAUUCUCGCCGGAUGUGUUCCACUUCGGCAUCGGGUGGACGGACGGCGGGGCAGUUCGAAUUCUGCGCAUCAGGGGGAAGACAGCCAUGGUGGCGCCGCUGACCUUCGAGCCCGAGCCUGCGAGCCCAAGCGAGAGCCGACCGCUGCUGCUGCAGCAGCAACUGCAGCAUGACACGCUCGUGGCCAUCGCCGACUGCCACGAGCUCAAGCCCCACGAGUCGGAACCAAAUGCCGCCGAGGAGCUACAGACGCUCUUGGAGCUCGUGUACCCAGUCGUGGGCACGACGGCGCUCGAGUUCCUGCCCGGACUCACGUGCAUUGUGCUGGCGGGACACAUGGACUCGCCAUACACGCAGCAGUAUGUAGACGCCGCCACACUCUCCACCAUGUUCAUGAACGUGACGAACUAUUCCGUGUGCUUCGGGCUCUCGUCGGCGUUGGAUACACUGUGUUCUCAAGCGUACGGUGCUCGACGGUAUGACAAGAUUGGCAUCUACUUCCAGUCCGGAGUAUUGGUGCUGGGAGCAGUAUUUGGACCCAUUUUUCUGCUGAACUGGUACACCGAGCCGCUGAUGGUGCUCGUGGGCCAGGACCCGGAGGUGUCGAGGCUGGCGCAGAUCUUCUCGAGGUGGAUGUUGCUGGGAAUGCCGUUUGUGGUGCUGUACGAGCUCAUGAGAAAGGUGUUGCAGGCGCAGAACAUCAUGAAGCCGCUCCUGACGAUCGCCACCAUCGGAAACGUCAUUAACGUCGUGACGGGCUACUUGCUGACGUACUACACGCCCAUGGGCUUCGAGGGCAUCGCACUAUCGAGGUCGUUGGGCAACAUCACCCUUCUGCUACUGUUGGUCCCGUAUUUCUACUACCACCCGCACCAUUUGACCCAGUGGUGGCGCGGAUGGAAUAUGAAGGAGGCGAUGGCGCACGUGGGUCUGUUCAUGAAACUUGGGGCGCCAGGGUGCCUCAUGAUGACGAUGGAAUGGACGGCGUUCGAGCUGCUUACGCUCAUGGCAGGCGUGCUUCCGAACGCUGUGGUGUCCAUGAGCGCCCACUCCGUGCUGGUCAACAUCAAUAGCAUCAUCUACAUGAUCUUCGCAGGGCUGGCUGUGGCUGCGAACAUCCGCAUUGGCCAUUGCCUUGGUGCGAAUCUGCCCAAGCAGGCCAAGACUUCAUGCACGGUGGCAUUGACGCUGACUCUGGCGAUCUCGCUGACGUUCAUCGCGUUCCUGUACGCGACUCGCUGGACUCUACCCAAUCUUCUCCUCAACGACCAAGAGAGCAUUGCUCGUGCCGCGAGCGCAUUGGCAGUGUGGGCGCCGUUUGAGAUCCUUGACGGCCAGAAUACGGUGCUGCAGGGCGUGUUUCGAGGUGCAGGCAAGCAAAAGGUCGGUGCAAUCAUCAACGCGGUGGCCUACUACGUGUUUGGCACCCCGCUGGCGGCGCUGCUAGGAUUCUAUUGGACAUUUGAUGUCGAGGGACUGUGGGUGGGCUUCGGCUUGGGCAUCCUCGUGUCUGCGUCGUGUCUGUACUAUUUGUUGUUCGAGCACUGGACCUGGGACGAACUUGCCGAUGACGCCCAGAAGCGGACGGCUGCUUGA